Trichosurus vulpecula (common brushtail) is the source of this 1173-nucleotide messenger RNA. RefSeq names its product metabolism of cobalamin associated B (gene MMAB). Bases 10 to 672 code for a protein of 220 amino acids. NCBI's taxonomy places the organism in Eukaryota, Metazoa, Chordata, Mammalia, Diprotodontia, Phalangeridae. The record is from RefSeq and is a predicted model, not a curated record. The transcript has 9 exons. Gene Ontology annotation, molecular function: corrinoid adenosyltransferase activity.
CUCAACGCGAUGGCUCUAUGGAGUAUGGGCGGCCGAAUGGGCCCUGGCCUAGGCCUGGGCCUGGACAUGGGCCUGGCCCGUCUCGUCUGCGCGCGGGGGUUGCGGUGCUCCCGUAGGCAGGGCCGCGGAUCCCAGCAAGGGGAAAGCGCUGAAAGGCCGCCCUCUUCCUCAGAGACAAGGAGGCCGCCCAAGAUCUAUACCAGAACAGGAGACCAAGGUUUUUCCAGCACUUUCACUGGAGAAAGGAGACUCAAAGAUGACCAAGUGUUUGAAGCCUUGGGAACAACUGAUGAAUUAAGUUCAGCUAUUGGGUUUGCCAUAGAAGUCAUGACAGACAAAGGCCACCCAUUCGUGGAUGAACUUGAGAAAGUCCAGUGCAGGCUGCAGGAUGCCGGCUCAGCCAUUGCAACACCGCUGUCUUCGGCCAGGGAGGCUCACUUGAAGCGCACGGCAUUCAGCGAGGAUGCCAUCCUGGACCUGGAGCGCUGGAUAGACGUGUACACCAGCCAGCUUCCUGCCCUCACAGCUUUCAUUCUGCCUUCUGGAGGUAAGAGCAGCGCAGCCCUCCACAUGUGCCGAGCCGUGUGCCGCAGAGCAGAGAGAUGCGUGGUUCCGCUCGUCCAGGCCGGGCAGACGGAUGCAAACGUGGCCAAAUUCUUGAACAGGGCUUAGAAACGAGGGCCCGUUCCCUCCAACUCUCCACCUUGAGGAGGACAGAGCAACAAGUGCUGGGUACCAAAGCAGUUCAGCCAGUUAGAGGGCACAUACACAGCCAAGGUCAUGCUGCCUCUGACAUCGGGCACCUUUGAGGGCAGCAGCUAGGUCUUAUUCAAUCAGCAAUGCCUCAGGAAGCUUCCAUUCUGACAAGGACACACGUCUAUAGAACACAUGCAAAAUGGACAUGGUAGUUUUGUGAGGGAGGGUACCACACACAGUAGGUGCUUUCUUGAUGUGUCAUGAAUAAAAGAAAAAUGGAGAUGAUGCUUGACUGUGACAAGCUGGCCUCUUUAGGUUGUUCUGGAGUAGUGAAGCCCUGUCCCAUCCAUGAUCUUACCUGGUCCUCACAGCAGUGUGAGGGUGGAGGGCAGGGGGUGCUGUCUCCAUUUUGUGGAUGAGACCCAGAGAGGGAGCUGACUUGUCUGAGGUCAAAGCAGUGAUGGGUGGAGCCAGGAC